Molecule: messenger RNA, 1736 nt
Organism: Papilio xuthus (Asian swallowtail)
Lineage: Eukaryota; Metazoa; Arthropoda; Insecta; Lepidoptera; Papilionidae
Gene: tej
Product: tejas
Exons: 8
Coding region: 165-1736 (523 amino acids)
Source: RefSeq, a predicted model, not a curated record
UCAUUUACUUGGUUAUUGUUUAUAAUUCAAUUUACAAAAACUGUAACUGAAGAUUUCUUAAAGUUAAAUUUUUCUAUGAAAUAAGUUAUACGUAUAUGAAAAAUAGAACAUGAUAAGUUAUUUCAGAUAGUGUUUAAAAUUAAGACAGUUGAGUAUACAAUAUCAUGAUGGAGGAUGAGAUAAAAGAGUUGAAAUCAGUAUUGCGAUCAUUAGUGGUGUCCAGUCCAACACAGGUGGAUGUGCGUACUCUUAUGAGAGACUACCGCAGCAUGGUGGGCAGGGCGGUACCAAUUACACAGCUAGGCUACAAAGAGCCCGUGCAUUUCCUAAGGGAAAGAUGUAGCGAUUGUUUCCUGUUUCAUGGCGACCCACGCAACCCCGUGCUGACCCUCAUUGUGCCCGACACAUUGAAGCAUAUUGAUAAGUUUGUACAAAAGCAAAAGGUGUCCAAUACAAUAAAGCAUAAAGGAAAAAGAAGGAGUGUCGCCGCACCCUCGCUACCGCCUUUAAAUAAUCUUAUUUCUAACACAUUUUUGGCAAAAGAAAAUGAAAGGCCAGGAAUGGCCGCAACACAACAAGAGGACAGAGAUACUGUGAUACACGACCUAGCAGUAGAAAGUCAUAGUAGUCAGGGCACAGAAAGUAAUCCAGUUUAUAAUGGUACAUCACACAGUGCAAUGGAAAAGUUCAUGAAGAAGCGCAUGCCCCUGUGCACCAGCGUCGCCUCCCUCGGGGACGCAGACUCCGGCCUCCACACGCUCUCCAGUGGAAGCAGCACUAAGUGGACGCAAUUUGAAGAAUUGAAAUGUGAAAUUAAAAACAUUCUUGAAGAUCAUCCCGAAGGAAUUUGGUGCACGGAUCUCGUGGCGCUGUACAGGCAGCGGCAUGGGCGCGAGCUGCAAUUGGCGCGCUUCGGCUUCACCAGCGUGCUCAGCCUGGCCUGCGCCCUCGCCGACACCGUGCGCGCCUGGCGGCCCCGCGGCGCCGCCGACUGGCGCCUGCAGCACCCCGCCGCCCCGGCCCCGGCUCCGGCCCCCGCCCCGGCCCCGGCCCCGGCCCCUGCACCAGCCCCCGCCCCCGGCCCCGGCCCCGGGCACAUCGACCCCGAUGACGCGCUACCCGGCGUCGACUAUGACCCCGACGUGUUCCCGGAGGACUGCGUGCACUUGAUGGAGAGCAUCCCGGCGGCGCCGCUGGCCGGCGUGGCGGCGGGCGCGCACCUCGAGGUGAUCGUGGGCGAGGUGUACUCUCCCUCGCACUUCUGGCUCAUCCGGCUCGGCGAGCAGCACAGCGUCGCCAUGGAGGACAUGAUGGACGAGAUGACGGAGUACUACGCGCGCGGGGCGGGGCGCGCCCGCCGGCUGGCGCGCGGGGCGGUGCGCGUGGGCCAGUACUGCAGCAGCUGCUACGAGGGCGACUGGCACCGCUCGCUCAUCGUCAAGCUGGUGGACAGCGACACCGUCAAGGUGCGGCACGUGGACUACGGCACGGUGGAGCGGUGCGCCGCGACCGAGCUGCGGCCGCUGCUGCGCCGCUGGGCCGCGCUGCCGCAGCAAGGUCUGCGCGCGCGCCUCGCCGCAGUGCGCCCCCCCCACGCCGGCCGUCGCUGGCCGCGCGCCGCCGCCGCCUUCCUGUUGCGCGCCGUCACCCAGCGGCAGCUCGUCGCCCUCGUCUCCGCCCGCAGGGUGAGUGCUCGCUACACCCCCACCCCCACCUCCACCUCCACCUCCAUAUAA